Nerophis ophidion (straightnose pipefish) is the source of this 10350-nucleotide messenger RNA. It is a transcript of the gene gpm6ab, whose product is annotated as glycoprotein M6Ab. The record is from RefSeq and is a predicted model, not a curated record. Gene Ontology annotation, biological process: neuron projection development. The coding region runs from base 140 to 976 and encodes 278 amino acids. Gene Ontology annotation, cellular component: axonal growth cone; filopodium; neuronal cell body. The transcript has 7 exons. NCBI's taxonomy places the organism in Eukaryota, Metazoa, Chordata, Actinopteri, Syngnathiformes, Syngnathidae.
UCACACACACACACACAGCCUCCUACACACACACACACACACGCGCGCACACGCAUGCAUGCACACUGUGCUGAGCACCAGCAAGGAGCUUUAAACCGUUUCCCCACAAACUCAGACAAAGGCGCCCUAACCUGCCACCAUGGAGGAGAACAUGGAUGAUUCCCAAAGCCAGAAAGGCUGUAAGGAGUGCUGUGAGCGAUGUGUGGGCAGUCUGCCCUGGGCUUCCCUCAUCGCCACCAUCCUCCUCUACAUGGGCGUGGCCUUGUUCUGUGGGUGUGGCCACGAGGCCUUGAGUGGCACCGUCACCAUUCUGCAGAACUACUUUGAGGUCAUCAGAACCCCCGGACAAACGCUGGACGUCUUCACCAUUAUUGACAUCCUGCAGUACAUCAUCUACGGCCUGGCAGCUGGAUUCUUUGUCUUUGGAGUGCUCCUGCUGGUGGAAGCCUUUUUCACCACUGGAGCCAUCAGGGAUCUGUAUGGAGAGUUCAAGAUCACGGCCUGUGGACGCUGCCUGACUGCAUUUCUGAUGUUCCUGGCCUACGUCUUCUUCCUGGUCUGGCUUGGUGUGACGGCCUUCACCAGCCUGCCGGUCUUCAUGUACUUCAACGUUUGGUCCAUGUGCAAGAACACCAGCUUGCUUGAGGGUCCUAAAUUCUGUGUGGACCUACGCCAGUUUGGAGCUGUGACCAUAUCUGAGGAGAAGAAGCUUUGCACUGGAUCUGGGAAGUUCUUGCAGAUGUGCGAAUCCAACGAGCUGGACUUGACCUUUCACCUGUUUGUGUGCGCGCUGGCGGGAGCAGGGGCGGCUGUGAUUGCCAUGGUUCACUUCCUGAUGGCGCUAGCUGCUAACUGGGGCUACCUGAAGGAUGCCAGUCGGAUGCAGAAAUAUGAGGAUAUCAAGUCGAAGGAGGAGCAGGAGCUGCAUGACAUCCAUUCUACACGCUCCAAAGAACGCCUCAAUGCCUACACAUAAACACCAUACACUCGUUUACCCGAGACACACACACACACGCACACACACACGCACACAAUGGUCCGAGACACACACACACACGUGUGCAGCACACACAACAUGCAUACAAGGAUAGCAGAAAUAUACACAUCAUUCAACUGAAAAGGUUUGAAAGACACUGAAGUCCUCCUUUGUCCCCAGCUGAUCUUUUGCUGAAGUGGUCUGUGCUGACAUGCUAGACAUGGCAGUCAGCCAUUUUUGUUUGUUUGUUUGUUCAUUUUUUACUGGGAAUAGUACUAAUCUUAAAUUUGCCAGAUAUCUGCCCAUCAUUCCUCCAGUCCAUCAGGACGGUGAAGUAUUAGGGGGCCAAAAUCUUUUUUGGGAGAAUAUAGUAGCUGGAUGUGCAACACUAGCAAGUCUCGAAGUACAGACCCAUCCAUCCAAAUCAAAAUGAAAAGAAAUACCAAAAAAAGCCAAAGAUUCCAAAGAAAUGUGAAGUGAAUUAUGUUUAUAUAGCGCUUUUCUCUAGUGACUCAAAGCGCUUUUACGUAGUCAAACCCAAUAUCUAGGUUACAUUUAAACCAGUGUGGGUGGGCGCUGGGAGCAGGUGGGUAAAGUGUCUUGCCCAAGGACACAACAGCAGUAACUCGAGUGACAGAAACGGGAAUCGAACCUGGAACCCCUCCACCAACCGAGCUAUACCGCCCCAAAUGUCCCAACUACGGUUGUUUAUUUUAAAGAUCAUAGCUACUGUUUCUCAUUUUUAACUUUUAAAAAGACUUCGGGAAACAAGCGCAGUCGUACCUCAACUUCCAAGCUUAAUCGGUUCUGUGGCGUCACUCUCAACUCGAAACACUUAUAUCUGAAAUCAAGGUCUCCCAUUGGACUGAACUGAAAUCAAGUUAGAGUACCACUGAUAGUCACAAUCACAUUAGGUGUGGUGAAAUUACCCUCUGCAAUUUGACCCAUCCCCCUUGUGCCACCCCCUAGGAGGUGAGGGGAGCAGUGAGCAGCAGCGGUAGCCGCGCCCGGGAAUCAUUUUUGGUGAUUUAACCCCCAAUUCCAACCUUUGAUGCUGAGUGCCAAGGAGGGAUGUAAUGGGUCCCGUUUUUAUAGUCUUCGGUAUAUGACUCGGCCGGGGUUUGAACUCGCGACCUGCCUAUCUCAGAGCGGACACUUUAACCACAAGGCCUGAAGUCAACAGUGCAUUUUGAACAUGCUUUUUAAAAACAAACUUUUACAAAAUAAAUAUUGGAUAAAAACAAUACAAUAGAACAGGGGUAGGGAACCUAUUGCUCUAGAGCCAGAUGUGGCUCUUUUGAUGACUACUUAUGGAUCUCAGAUAAUUUAUAUAGCGCUUUUCUCUAGUGACUCAAAGCGCUUUACAAAGUGACACCCACCCAAUAUCUAAGUUUCAUUUAAACCAGUGUGGGUGGCACUGGGGUCAGGUGUGUAAAGUGUCUUGCCCAAGUACACAACGGCAGUGACUAGGAUGGCGGAAGUGGGAAUCGAACCUGGAACCCUCAGGUUGCUAGCACGGCCACUCUACCAACCGAGCUAUGCCGAGUAACCGUGUAAUACUCUUCCAUAUCAGUAGGUGGCAGUCGGUAGCUAAUUGCUUUGUAGAUGUGGGAAACAGCGGGAGGCAGAGUGCAGGUAAAAAGGUGUGUAGUGCUUAAACCAGGGGUAGGGAACCUAUGGCUCUAGAGCCAGAUGACUGCAUAUGGCUCUCAGAUCAAUCUUAGCUGACAUUGCUUAACACGAUAAGUAAUGAAUAAUUCCGCUGGUAAUCACAGUUUCAAAAAUAACGUUCAAAUUAUUAAACAUUCUCAUGCAUUUUAAUCCAACCAUCCGUUUUCUACCGCACCUGUUCAAGAUGUCGUAUUAAUGGUAAGAAGUAUUAUAUGUAUUAUUGGUUAACUUUUAUAAUAACAAUGUUGUUAAAAAGAAUAAGAGACUUAUUAUACUCUACAAAUGUUGGUCAUACUUAAAAAUGCACAAAUUUAGUUGUAUUCAGUGUUGAAAAAUGUUAAAUGGCUCUUACGGAAAUAUAUUGUGAAAUAUUUGGCUUUCAUGGCUCUCUCAGCCAAAAAGGUUCCCAACCCCUGCAAUAGAAUGUACUGCUGACAACUACUGUAGUUAUCUGAAGUAAUGUAACAAUAAUGCACAAUAUUUACCUUGGCGAGUGGACUUUAUCAAUCAAUCAAUCAAUCAAUGUUUACUUAUAUAGCCCUAAAUCACGAGUGUCUCAAAGGGCUGCACAAGCCACAAAUACAUGCUCAUAUCCCACAUCAGGGCUAGAAAAAACUCAACCCAAUGGGAUAACAAUGACAAAGGAGGGGACCAACAAUGUUUUCAUGGAUAGACGUCCGCCGUUGAGCUAUCAUUCAAACGUCAUUGGCGGGUGUUAGACUCAUUCUGUAGUUCACACACACUUCCUUCCUUCCAAUGGCUAGAAAAACAAAGUUAUGUUGAUCUCUCGCUUUAAGCCAAUGCUAGCAAGUAACAUACAUGCUAACUUGAGUUUUGCCUCCAAGUGAAAGCACAACAAUUAGCCCGGAAACAGCAGUCUUAAGUUGAGGUACAACUGUCAUCAAAGUGAUGUGUUAAUUCUAAAGUAAUUAAACAGAGUUAAUUGUUGAACACAAAUGUCAAUAUUAAAGCAAAUAUUGACUAUUCCCAAAAAGUCAACGCUGAAGCAACAAUCAGCCGGAGACAUGGAAGACCGCAGUGUCGAUGUUGACCUUUUCAAUGGGGGGGUGGGUGACUUGUACCCCCGCAUCAAGCACACGUACAGUACAGUACACUUACACAUACUGUAUUUGGAUGGGUGGUCAGUGUCGUGCGGUGGUGUUAUGCUGUGCUAUGUCGUUUCACCACAUGUUGAUGAGUGCUAUAUCGCAGAGGAAUAAGGUCCGCGGGAAAUUUGAAGUCCAAGUGGGUAUAGCUCGGCUAACUCCUGGACCCUCCUCAACCCCUUUUCCCAACUCUCUUCCGGAGCCCAAUUUCAUGACUUUUUUUCCCUGGAUGUAUCACAACUGCCAUUUUGCUUUUCAAAAAAAUGCACUCAAUUAGGCGGGUUGAAAUUGUUGAUUGACGAGACACGUAAGAACUUACCAAAGUUUGAAUAUUCUGUACUUGUUGGACUCGGACUACAAUAGCACUUAAGUGUAUUUCAAAAACAAGCGUGCAAUUGGGCUCCUCGUUCUCCCUCUCUGCUGAUCUUUGUACAAACUAUUGGUCGGUCCUCAGAAACAGCACAUCUUAGCAGCACAAAAUCUUUUUCGAGAUCAAGUCAUUGUCUAUAAAUUGUCGUUUUUUCUCACUUUUUUGCAAUUUUUGCCACCGUUUUUACCAGCAUUGUUAUGGUGUCAUUUUUGGCAUCGGGGCUACGUGGAGAGUGCACGUAUCUCGGGGGGGCUGGGGGGCAUGGGGGGGUCGUUAUCACUUUCACAGUUUCAUGUGAUUCUGCACACACAAAUACACAAAACACACACAUAUUUUUUGUGCGUAAACACCAAUCAUUGCGGAAGUUUGAUUCUAAGAUUUUAACCAAAAUGUCUCGUUUGUCAUGAGAUGUAGUCAAUUCCUCACUGGAAAACACAACAGUGAGAAGAGAUAGCUGUGAACUGACUAAAUAUUGUUGUUUAUUCGACUGUUUUGUAGUGUUUCACUACAAGUUUGACUUAUGUUUGAAUAUUGACCUCUUAUGGAGCAAGAUCUGAAUCAGAAAUGUUUCCCAAGGCAUGCUUAAUGUGAUAAUUAGUGAUGGGUCCAACUAUACUGUUGUGUGUGUUGUGUGUUUGUCACCUAAAGAAAGAGUGCCACUUUUGACGCCGCAAAAACCUGAAUGGAAUUACAAACAAAAAGAAAUUCUCAAGCGCGGGAUAAUUUGAAUAUAAUAGCGCCUAAAGAGGUAAAUUAUCUUUUUUCUAUGUACUACUUGGCUCAUUAAACAGAGUUGCAAGUUUAAUAUUACUUUUUUACACAGCUAUUCAUUUAAAAAUAAUUAUAUUUGCUGAUAAAUAUUCAUUUUAUUUGCUGACUUUUAAAUCCAGCAGAUGGCGCCUUAAUGAAACACCAGUAUCAAUACAUCCAGUGAGUGUGCCACAUACUCACUAUAGCAUAAUUUACCCAUCACUAAUAAUAAUUAAAAAAAACGAUAGUGAGCGAACGUAAGUCUCUAUCUGCCAGUAGAGAUGCUUGAACUAAUUAACGCAGAGGUGUCGAAGAACCUCGCUAAUAUGUUCGAUGAAAGGUGGCAAAUGUAAUGAUCAGGGCUGGGAAAGGUAACACACUAAUGUAUGUGAUUAAUAACAAAAAAUUAUUGCAUUAAUCAUGUAUGAACGCAGAUUGAUCGCACAAUGUAUUUUGACCACAAAUGCUAUUUUAUGUUAACAGCGGAUGGUUACCUGAAAGAAAACAUAAUAUGCAAGAUAAUUUGCAUAAAUUAUGCGUUCUAUGAAAGGUGGGAAAUGUAAGGAUUAGGUCUAAAGUAUUUGAUUAAUCACAAAAUUAUAGCAUUAUCAUAUAUAAACACAGCACAAUUUGGUUUUACCCACACAAACUAAUUUAGCCUAUGAAUACUUGAAAAAAAAAUAUAUAUAUAUGCAAGGUCAUUUGCAUAAAUUGUAGCGAUGAAUUUUCUUAUCAUUGAAUCUUAACAAGUUUACAAGAUUACCUGAAAUUACCAGACGAGCUUGUCAACAACAGGGAGUAUACCAUUGGCAAUGUUCUCAACAUAAGUACCACAGGCGCGACUCUUUUGUGGAAACUGCGAUUAAUCGCGAUCAAUCGACAUUCAAAAGAGUGAUUAACCUGUCUUUAGAAAUAAAUCAUUUGACAGCACCAAUAAUGAUAUCAAUCGUUUUGAUUCGACAUGUUCAAAACAGGCUAAACCAAUAUAGAUAUGCAAAUAUAUUCAAUAGAAAACAGACAAGUAUUAUUAUUGGUAUUAAUAACGACAUCAAUUCGAUAUUGUUACAUUACUCCUUUUUGCUGUGUUUGAAUUUUUAAAACCAUUUUUUUGGGGUAGUUUCUCUGUUUCAUUGUAUGUUUAUAUUAAGAUGUCACCAGCCAAUGAAAAACAAGCAGAGAGCCACAACUAUUGUUAUUUUUGCCCCUCGUUCCUGGCGCCCACUUGUUUACAUAAAAACAGCAGUUUCCUGUAAAUGUACUGUGUUAACUUUAUUCCCCGAAAAAUCCAGCACAGAUAUUGCAGCGCAUCGGUAGUCAUUAAGGCAGAAAAUAGCAGAAGGUCCCAUGUUUGACCUUAUUUUCUACAAAAUGUAUUUUAUUUUGCAAAAACAAAAUGGGCCUCGUUUUGGAAAAUUUCCCCUUAUUUCUAAUGCAAAUUUUAACAGGUAUGUGUAGAUGGCUAGCGGGAUUAAUGACUUUAUGACGAGACAACAAGCAAGAAUAUUCACACACACACACACACACAAACACACACACACACACAAGCCGAUCAUUGCCAUCCCUCUGAGCCAUAACUCUUUUACUGAUCACCAAACAUUUCACUAUUUUACUAACAACUUUUAUUCCUUUCAUUUUUAAAAUAAUGUGAAGUCAUUUAAAUACAAAAAAUGUGUUUUUUUCCCUCAGCAGUAUUAUGCUGUUUAUUGUGUAUAAAGCUAUACAGUACAUAAAUGUGAAAAGGCCGAGAGAGAGAGAGAGAGAGAGAGAGAGAGAGAGAGAGAGAGAGAGAGAGAGAGAGAGAGAGAGAAGCUGAUUCCUGAUAGGAUUUGAUUCAGUAUCAACAUCCAAACUGCCUUUACACACACACACAAACAAAAUAGAACUAAAGUUUACCAAAUAAACUAUACACAAUCCUUAUGGAUUUUAAAUGUUCAUCCAAAUUGCAAUAAAUUCGGUGCAAGAUGUAAAAAAAAUGAGGGAAUUCAACCUUAAAUAAAAAGUUUUUUUCCCAGAUUCAACAUCGGAUACAUACAAGGUGUGCUAUCGUGUGUGUGUGUGUAAACGCGUUCAGACAAAGAGAGGACUGAUGGUGUGUUCAGGUUCAGUCAGUAUUUUUAAGGGUCUAGUUUUACAGUAACAGUAUUCUUUCAUUUCAUUGCCUGACAAUGGAUGUCUUGUCAGUGUUUUUAACCUCAGAUAAAAAAAAAAGAAAAAAAAAAAAAAAGAGUUGUUUUUGUGCACUUAUUGGCCAUUGUGAGCUCUCUAUCUCUUUAUUCUUGGUGUGUAAGUGCAUUGACAUCCCCCCUCGGUGGGACUCGCGUAUAGUCUUGCAGCACUGGUUAUAUAACCUGAAGAAAUAACAAAGAUGAAAAAUUCAGUUCAUACAAAUGAAAGAAAAAUCUUAUUCUUAGGUUAAAAAAAAAAAAAAAAAAAAAAAAUGAAAGUGAAUCUAGAUGUUGUUUGUGGCAUGGUUAUGCAUUCAAGUGGUCAUAAUUUUGACGAUGAAACAGUAUUGAAAAACCAAGAGAAAAAAACAAAACAUUCCACUGGCGCUGUUCUGCUCUUUUUUUUUUUUUUUUCAUUCUUCAGCUUGCAGUAUUGCAGUCGCUGUUGGUAAUGGUGUUGCUACGCUCGUUAGCCUGUUUCGUUGUCUACUACCAGAGCAAUAUGUUGUACCAGUUGGACCAAAAUAUGAAUAAAUAGUAAUCCUAACCUUACAUUUUUGGCAUACAAGUGCAUGGCAAAACAAUGCAAGUCUUACGUGGUAUGAUCCAUGGUGUUAUUUAUCGGUUGUUUUUGACAGAUCUGCAGCUGUGAUGUAAUGUAUUGCUCUGGACGCCCGUUACUCGCCAAUCAGCUCACAUCCUUGACACUGCAACUCCUAAAUCGUGUCGUCUUCCUGUCCUUGGGACGACGCCUUUACCCAGCGAACAAGCACAAGGUCAAAGCGACAAAUAUACAACUGCAGCUCGUAAAAAGGAUAUUGGAUGACUUGGUUCUCGCCCGUCCAUACGUUUAAGUCAGGACUUUGGGAAGGCUGUCCUAAAACCUUAAUUCUAGCCUAAUUUAGACAUUCCUUUACCACUUUUGACGUUGUCCUGUUGGAAGACCCAACUGCGCCCAAGACCCAACCUCCGGGCUGAUGAUUUUAGGUUGUCCUGAAGAAUUUGGAGGUAAUCCUCCUUUUUCAUUGACCCAUUUACUCUCUGUAAAGCACCAGUUCCAUUGGCAGCAAAACAGGCCCAGAGCAUAAUACUACCACCACCAUGCUUGACUGUAGGGUGGUGUUCCUUGGUUUAAAGGCCUCACCUUUUCUCCUCCAAAUAUGUUGCUCGAUAUUGUCUUGUUCACGAGUGAGGGAAGAAUGGAUUGUGAGAUCGACAGGCGGAUUGGUGCGGCUUCUUCAGUAAUGCGGACGUUGUAUAGAUCCCUUGUGGUGAAGAAGGAGCUGAGCCGGAAGGCAAAGUUGUCAAUUUACCGGUCGAUCUACAUUUCCAUCCUCACCUAUGGUCAUGAGCUUUGGGUUAUGACCGAAAGAAUAAGAUUACUGGCUGAAAUUAGUUUCCUCCGCCGGGUGGCGGGGCUCUCCCUUAGAGAUAGGGUGAGAAGCUCUGUCAUCCGGUAGGAGCUCAAAGUAAAGCCGCUACUCCUCCACAUCGAGAGGAGACAGUUGAGGUGGUUCGGGCAUCUGGUCAGGAUGCCACCCGAACACCUCCCUAGGGAGGUGUUAAGGGCACGUCCGACUGGCAGGAGGCCACGGGGAAGACCAAGGGCACGUUGGGAAGACUAUGCGUGGCAACGCCUUGGGAGCCCCCGGCAGGAGCUGGACGAAGUGGCUGGGGAGAGGGAAGUCUGGGCUUCCCUGCUUAGGCUGCUGCCCCCGCAUCCCGAUCUCGGAUAAGCGGAACAUAAAGUAUCGAAAUAAGCUAAAGUAAAAAAAAUAGUAGUCAUUAAGAGUGUAACGUAUACACCGCCAUCUUCAUCCAGUUUUAAUGGUUUGUUCCAUUUGUACUGGGGAGUCGGAAUCCCAAGUCGGAAGUUUCAACUGGAAUGACCCCCAAGGUCGGAUUUCUUACUCGGAAAGUCCUCGCCAAACUUGGCUUUCAAAGAUGGCUUCUCCGAGUGUAAUCAAAAAUAGAAGCUUUCGUAAAAUCCGUCUUUUUCACUUCCUACAAUUUCUAUCGCACUAUCAGCCACAUACGGUGUAUGGUUGGACUUAUAUUUAUAUAUAGUAAUGUUAUUCUUGUUUGAAUUACCUUUUUUCGUUUGGUAUAUGCAUGUGCAUUGCUAGCAAUGGCAUCUUUGAAUUUUUUUCCAUCCAUUGUGAUUGACGUUUGCAGAAGGAGCACAUAUUUGUCCAGAAUUUGUUUAUAGAAUACCUUUCGUGGUUGUGGCCAUCUUGAGUUCCGACCUCGUAAAAGGAAUGCCAGUAACUCUGUCGUUCACAUUUCCGACGUGCAACUUCCGAGCUUAGCUUAGCUUAGUUUAGUUUAGCUUGUAGCUUCGUUCCUCAUCUUUACUGAACAAUGGCAGUACGCUACUUUCCUCUUAUCGAUUUUUUUUGUGUGCGUUCUACCGAGCAUUCAGGCCAACUUGUACAGAGGACACUCCUCAUUGACACGACUGCUAGCCAAAAAGUAUUAACGAGUAAACUCAUGGCGCGACAAACACUUCCUGUUCCACACGUUUUCAGGAAAACCGUACGUCUCUGAACUGAACUUUCCGCACCUAAAAAUUAAAUUAGAAAAUUUUGCGUUACACCCGUACUUAGGUCGUUAGCCGUGAUGCUAACAAGAUGGCGUAAAGAAACGAACACAAUAAUGAGAUUAUUGAACUGUAGAAGAGGAUGUGAGCUGUUUGCGUCUUGUUUGUUUGACUUUUCCUGUUCUAUCCACAACUUCUUGUUAAAAAAAACAAAACAAAAAAACAACAACAAUGUAUGUAUCGACACAAAAUGAUAAUCCCGCGUCCUUCUUGUCUGUCCACUGCUGAACUGGACUCACACUCUUCCUCCAUCUUCGUAUGUGUUGUGUGGAAUUUCAGCAUGAAGCAAACCUUCCAAAAAAAAAACAACAACAAAAAAAACACCUUAAACAGAAUUCCUGAUGUGCGGCUCUAAAAGGUCGGCUCUGAAUCAAGGAUGAAAAAUCGGUGCCUGAAUAAAUUGAGCUCUUGUCCAUCACGAGCUGGUCAGUAGACAGACAAGCAGAGUCUGCAACCCUUACCUAUCUACACAUAAUCAGGUCGGACAUUUUGGACGUAGGGAGAUGUGGUUUUUUUUUUGUUUCCAUCGUAGAUUUUUGUACUCCACUCUGGUCGCUUAGUAGCUUUGUUCGAUUCACUCCCCUAUUUUGUACAUAUCUGUGCCAAGAGCUUGGGCAGACAGUGGCUUUUUUAUUUGUAAAGACAUAAAUUUGCUUGCAUAUAUAAAUAAAAGGAAAUACUACACUUGUGUACUUGUUAAUAAGGAAACUACA